UGGUUUCGGAGAGGCGGGGCGAGGCUGGACCCGGGCGGCGCCGGCAGCGGCAGGAAAUCGGGGCUGGUCCCCUGCCGGCGUGCAGCCCUGUCGCUGGCCAGGUCUCCGCUGAACGAUCCCUGGGCUUAACUAUGGAUACAUCAGAGCCAGGGAUCCCCCCAGCUCCUGAGAGCAGGAAGAGGUACAGUGACAUCUUCCGCAGCCUGGAUAAUCUCGAGAUCUCACUGGGAAAUGUAACCUUCGAGAUGUUGUCUGGAGACCCUGUAAUCUCAGAAGACCUGGAUCCUGACAAGGUCACCACAGCCACUGUGACCAGUGAAGCCAGCCGUUGGAGUGGCCCCUCCCCAGAGGGUCUUGCACCCCUCACAGGGGUGGAGUUGGAUUUGAGGCUCAUAAGGACCAAAGGGGGCGUGGAUGCAGCCCUGGAUUAUGCCAAGACGUGGAGCCGCUAUGCCAAGGAGCUGCUGGCCUGGACUGAAAAGAGAGCCAGCUAUGAGCAGGAGUUUGCUAAAAGCAUUAUGAAGAUUGCUGAGGCUGGCAAGGUGUCCAUCCACCAGCAGAGCCACAUGCCACUGCAGUAUAUCUACACUCUGUUUCUGGAGCAUGAUCUCAACCUGGGAACCCUGGCCUUGGAGACAGUAGCCCAGCAGAAAAGAGAUUACUACCAGCCACUGGCUGCCAAACGGACCGAGAUUGAGAAAUGGCGGAAGGAGUUCAAGGAGCAAUGGAUAAAGGAGCAGAAGCGGAUGAACGAGGCAGUGCAGAUACUGCGGCGGGCCCAGCUCCAGUAUACGCAGCGCAGUGAGGAACUUUGGGCGCGCUCCCAGGGGUCCCCUGAGGACCAUGGCCCUCAAGCCUCCCCUGGAACCAGCAAGCAGCAGGAGCGGCGGCGGAGGUCCCGAGAGGAGGCCCAGGCCAAGGCCCUGGAGGCUGAGGUGUUUUAUCAGGCAUGCGUCCGCGAGGCCAACGCACGCCAGCAGGACCUGGAAAACACCAAGCAUCGGAUUGUGUCCCACGUGCGCAAGCUGGUGUUGCAGGGGGAUGAAGUGCUGAGGAGGGUGACCCUAGGCCUCUUUGGGCUGCGCAGAGCACAGGCUGAACGCGGUCCUCGCGCUUUCGCAGCCUUGGCUGAGUGCUGCGCGCCCUUCGAACCUGGCCAGCGCUACCAGGAGUUUGUGCGGGCGCUGCGGCCUGAGGAUCCACCGCCCCCACCGCCGGCCUUCACCUUCCAGGAGUUUGUACCCAUGGUGAACAGCUCCCCUCUGGAUUCAAGAAAGAAGCUCUCUGGGCCCCCACCUCCCAGGCUGGAGGAGAGUUCGGCAGAGCAAGGCCCUUGGGAGGACACUGGCAUAGGCUGGCAGGGAACUCCAGGUCCUACUCCUGGCAGUGAUGUGGACAGUGUGGGUGGCAGCAGUGAGUCUCGGUCCUUGGACUCUCCCACUUCCAGCCCAGGCCCUGGUACACGGAGGCUGGUGAAGGUCUCGUCCACAGGCACUGAAUCUUCAGAUGACUUUGAGGAGCGAGACCCUGACGUGGGAGAUGGGCUGGAGAAUGGGCUCGGCAGCCCUUUCAGGAAGUGGACGCUGUCCACUGCGGCUCAGACCCACAGGCUACGGCGGCUGCGGGGUCCAGCCAAAUGUCGAGAGUGUGAAGCCUUCAUGGUCAGUGGGACUGAGUGUGAAGAGUGCUUCCUGACCUGUCAUAAGCGAUGUCUGGAGACCCUGCUGAUCCUCUGCGGACACCAGCGGCUCCCAGUCCGGACACCUCUCUUUGGGAUCGACUUUCUACAGCUUCCCAGGGACUUCCCAGAGGAGGUUCCCUUUGUGAUCACCAAAUGCACAGCUGAGAUAGAACACCGUGCCCUGAGUGUUCAGGGCAUUUACCGGGUCAGCGGAUCCCGGGUGCGCGUGGAGCGACUGUGCCAAGCCUUUGAGAAUGGCCGAGCACUGGUGGAACUGUCAGGAAAUUCACCUCAUGACAUCUCAAGUGUCCUUAAGCGGUUUCUCCAGGAGCUCACCGACCCUGUGGUCCCCUUCCACUUCUACGAUGCCUUCAUCUCUCUGGCUAAGACCCUGCGUGCAGACUCUGGGGACAACCCUGGGACCCCCAGCCCCAGUCCUGAAGUUAUCUGCUCGCUGAAGACUCUCUUGGUACAACUGCCUGACUCUAACUACAACACUCUGCGGCACCUGGUGGCCCAUCUAUUCAGGGUGGCUGAACGGUUUGAAGAAAACAAGAUGUCUGCCAACAACUUGGGAAUUGUAUUUGGGCCAACGCUUCUGCGGCCACCAGAUGGUCCAUGGGCAGCUGGUACCAGCCCUGUCACCUGCCUGCUAGACUCUGGACACCAGGCUCAGCUUGUUGAGUUCCUCAUUGUGCACUACGAGCAGAUCUUCGGGAUGGACGAGCUCCCCCUGGCCACAGAGCCACUGCCCCAAGACCCCAGCCCAGCCCCUGGGCCCCUUACAACCAGCCCCCAACCUCCAGUCCCAUUCCUUGACUCAGAGUCACAGUCCCCAGCCUUAGCCUCGGACCCUGACCCAGACUCUAAGUCUCAUAGUGCCCAGGAGGAGCAUUCUGAGGCCACAUCCUCCAAGAUUCCAGCUCUACAGAGUGACCAAAGAGAGGAAGUGGCUGAAGGUACCAAAAAUGGGGAAGGGGAAGUGUCCAGCCAAGGCCCUGAGGACUCACUCCUAGGAACACAGUCCCGCGGCCAUUUCAGCCGCCAGCCAGUGAAGUAUCCGCGGGGAGGUGUGCGGCCUGUUACUCAUCAACUGUCCAGUUUGGCCCUGGUGGCUUCCAAGCUGUGUGAGGAGGCCCCUAUCUCAGUGCACAGAGGGAGUCUGAGGGGGCGGGGGCCAGGCCCUUCUGCUGCCUCCUCUGACAACAGCACCCUGCGACGCACCCCACUGCCUAAGCAUUUUGAGAUCACCCAGGAGACUGCCCGCUUACUCUCUAAGCUGGACAGUGAGGCUGUGCCUAGGACCUGCUGCCCAGACCCCCAGCCUGAGGAAACCGAAGACCAUCUCUGACCAUCCUAAGGAGCCCAGGACAAAGAAGAUGGACCCAUAUCUCCUUACCUCUCCCCACCUAUAAAGAAAGACCACACGGCCUAGGGAGGCCUAAAACACUUUUGGGGCAGUGUCCCAGGAAUUUCCCACCAGACACAGGUGGUUUCAAGCACCAGGGCCUCUCUCAGGUUCAUAGGUCACUCAGGGUCAAUACUCAGGGUCAAUACAAGGUCAUGAGAUCCUUGGGGUCUGCCUUAGACUUUGAUCUCAGGGAUGGGGUGUGUUUUACUACUUUGGUUGUGAUCACUCCUCCUUUCCCACCUGCCUCCUCAGAUUCCAAGUAUUCCAUUCUUGGAGGAGAUGGGCAACCCAGACCCCACAUCCUGGUGGUGCCUGCAGCCUGGGAUCAGAUGGCCUCUAAAUAAACCGCCCUAUAUAUUC
Messenger RNA from Ictidomys tridecemlineatus (thirteen-lined ground squirrel), 3452 nucleotides. RefSeq names its product GEM interacting protein (gene Gmip). Gene Ontology annotation, biological process: activation of GTPase activity; signal transduction; negative regulation of GTPase activity. NCBI's taxonomy places the organism in Eukaryota, Metazoa, Chordata, Mammalia, Rodentia, Sciuridae. Gene Ontology annotation, molecular function: GTPase activator activity. The record is from RefSeq and is a predicted model, not a curated record. Gene Ontology annotation, cellular component: plasma membrane.